AUGUCUGACGGCGACGCUGGAACGGAUAGUGAAACCAGACCGAAGGGUGUUGAAGCGCUUAAACAACAUGUUAUCUCGCAUAAAGUAGAAGUAUCUCUUUGGUGUACGAGAUUGGCGACAAUUGUUUUUACGUUUGCAUACAUUCUGCCACUUUUCUGGAACCCAUCAAGUGCAUAUUAUAGAAUUUUAUUGGCAAAUGCAGCUACAAGUGCAUUGCGUCUUCACCAACGUUUGCCAGCCAUGCAAAUUUCUUUACAGUUCCUGACACAAUUAUUCAAAGAAGACAGCUGUCAUUACCUAUUGUACUCUGUGAUAUUUUUAUAUGUGUCGCCUAAUAUUCUUGUAAUCCUGCCAGUAUUUUUAUUUUCAACGGUGCACUUUGCAAGCUAUUCGUUGACUUUACUUGAUCUUCUUGGUCAGAACGCAUGGUGGGGUGCACGGCUAUUGAUAUCUUUGGUUGAGUUCCAAUCACGAAGUAUCUUGCGCCUUAUUGCCUUCUCUGAAAUCUUAGUUAUGCCACUCACAUUAAUCAUGUCAUUCUUCGGCCGCUCUGGAUUGUUGUCUAUUGUGUUCUACUAUCAUUUCCUCACAUUACGAUAUGCUUCACAGCGUAAUCCACACACAAGACUCAUGUUUUCUGACCUUCGUGUAGCAGCUGAAAAUUUUGCAAACAGAUCAGGCACACCAUCAUUUUUGCGAUCUGCUAUUUUGUCGGGUAUUGCUACCAUUAGUCGGAUGGCUCCCGCUGUGCCACAAAGUUCAUAA
Molecule: messenger RNA, 765 nt
Organism: Macrosiphum euphorbiae (potato aphid)
Lineage: Eukaryota; Metazoa; Arthropoda; Insecta; Hemiptera; Aphididae
Source: the annotation of a GenBank genome assembly